Cololabis saira (Pacific saury) is the source of this 2153-nucleotide messenger RNA. RefSeq names its product unc-93 homolog B1, TLR signaling regulator (gene unc93b1). The transcript is spliced from 13 exons. The record is from RefSeq and is a predicted model, not a curated record. Gene Ontology annotation, biological process: intracellular protein transport; toll-like receptor 3 signaling pathway; toll-like receptor signaling pathway. The coding region runs from base 13 to 1911 and encodes 632 amino acids. NCBI's taxonomy places the organism in Eukaryota, Metazoa, Chordata, Actinopteri, Beloniformes, Belonidae. Gene Ontology annotation, molecular function: Toll-like receptor binding. Gene Ontology annotation, cellular component: endosome; lysosome.
GCCGCCGUCAAGAUGGAGGCAGCGGAGGGAGACGACCUGAUCGAGGAUCAGCUCAUACCGCCGCCUAAUGCCGCCAUGAAUGAAAUGCUCAAUGUGGGGCAGGAGGAGGAGGACAUGCAGGACCAGAUGGAGGAGUUUUUGGGCCCCCAGGCCCAGUACAACGAGGAGGAGGAGGAAAGGAAAUACUACAGGAGAAAGAGGCUGGGAGUCAUCAAAAAUGUGGUGGCAGCCAGUGUUGGCGCCAUGAUCGUGUACAGCGUGUACAUGGGUCUGCUGCAGAUGCAGCUGAUCCUCCACUACGACAUGACCUACCGUGAGGUUAAGUACAGCAACCUGGGCCUGGAGGACAUCGACCGCAAGAUGCUGAUGGGCAUCAACGUCACGCCCAUCAUCAGCCUCCUGUACACCCCCAUACUCAUCAGGUUUCUCGGCACCAAGUGGAUGAUGUUCCUGGCGUCGGGAAUCUACGCCCUCUUUGUCUCCACUAAUUACUGGGAGCGUUACUACACGCUGGUGCCGUCGGCCGUCGCCAUCGGCGUGGCCAUCGUGCCGCUGUGGGCCUCGCUGGGCAAUUACAUCACCAGGAUGGCGCAGCAGUACUACGAGUUUGUCAACUACAAAGAGGAGCACGUCCAGGAGCAGAAGAAACUUCCCAAGGGAGCGUGCCACCGCUACGUCAUCAUCUUCCAGUCGGUCUUCAACUGCAUCUUCAACCUGAGUUUCGUCUUCGCCCAGUUCCCCAUGCGUCUCGUGCUCAACAGCUACCUGUAUGACGAGUCGCACGUUCUCGCCAACGUGAAAAUAUGCGGUGCAGCCAUCAGCGGCGUGAUCCCCGGCUUCAACACCACCGUCCUGACCAACCUGCCCCGCUCCAUGCUGCUCAUCGAGGUGGAGAGCGUCCUCAUGGGCUUCGCCUUCCUCGCCAUGAUCAUCUUCCUGGUGCUGUGUGGCCCCGCCUACCGCCCGACGGAGGAGAUCGACCUCCGCAGCAUCGGCUGGGGGAACAUCUUCCAGCUGCCCUUCAAGCACCUGCGGGACUACCGCUUGCGGCUGCUCUGCCCCUUCUUCAUCUACAGCGGCUUCGAAGUGCUGUUCGUCAUCAGCGGCUUCUCUCUGUCGUACGGCGUCUGCAUCCUGGGCCUGAAGCAGCUGUGGCUGCUGAUCGUGGUCUACGGCCUCUCCAGCUCCGUCUUCUCCCUGCUCUCCCUCUGCCUGCUGCGUCUGCCCCGCUGGCUGUGUCUGGUGGGGGGCGCCGUGGUGCACCUGGUGCUGCUGGUGGUCCUCAUGGCGCUGUCCCCGGAGCCCAGGAAUCCAGCGUAUCUGGGUCCCCUGCUGCUGAUCUCGGCCCUGUGGGGGCUGGGGACGGCCCUGAACAAGACCGGCGUCAGCACCCUGCUCGGCCUGCUGUACGCGGAGGAGAAGGAGCGCCUGGACUUCAUCUACACCAUCUACCACUGGUGGCAGGCCGUCGCCAUCUUCAUGGUCUACCUCUGGUCCAAGCUGCCCAUGAGGGCCAAACUCUCCAUCCUGAUGGCCACUCUGCUGCUGGCCUGCUACUGCUACUGGCUCAUGGAGCGCCGGGUGGCCGCCAAAGUGCAGCACAGACUCCCCCGCAUCCCCCGGCCCAGACACAAGGUAAAAGGCUACCGCUACCUGGAGGAGGACAACUCGGACGAGUCUGACUCGGAGAGGAGCGAGGAUGAGGAUGAGGAUGGUGUGGAUGAUCAGGAGGAGGAGCGGGACGGCGGCCAGCGCGUCGUGGAGGAGAUGGGAGCAGAGGACGCGGAAGCAGGAGGCCGUGACGCCGGGGCCGAGGGAGCUGACUCACCCGGAGUCUGGAGGAGAGGAGCCAAGGGCCAGCGGCACAGAUGGGAGGACGGGGGGGAAGAGGAGCACGGGGAAGGAGCGUAGGGGAGCGGAGAGCAGGAACGGAUGCUGUGGUGCUCAUGACUCCCUUACUGCACCAAACUCAGCAGAAAGUUCUCCUCCCGCGGAUCGUCGACACAAAGUACUCAUCUUUUCAGGUUUAAGCCCCUUAUGCAAGUACGAGCUUGUGAUACUCCCAGAGCUUCUGGCUUUGUGAAAGUCUCACAACUACGCAUCUUCCAGACUAGAUAUCAUUUAUAAGUUUGAGGUUUCCUUCAGACGAUAGA